AUCAGGAAGUGAUGAGCUGACUGUUGACAGCUCUCAUGUAAAGUAAGAUGGUGUAACAUUAUUAUCUGAGGGGACAAUGGUGAGGCUCUGAUCCCACGGCAGGUUCCUGCGCUCCCAAUCUGUGUCGUGCCCUGUAACGUUGUGGGUGAAAGUUUACUUACAGCCUGGCUGUCUGACAUGGACGGUGGAGAGGAGGUGAGAGUGGAAGCUGCCCCGUACUGCUGCUCCACCUGUGAUGGAGGAGAGGUCGCCGGCCGCAGCCUGGCUAGACGCAACAGGAAGACCCGCAGCCUGAGCACCUCCUCAGCCAGCAGCUCCUCUGAGUACAGGAGGAAUCAGUCUCUACAUGGACCAAGUCCUGUGACCACGUUCGGCCCUAAAGCAUGCAUGCUCCAGAAUCCACACGCAGUAAUGCACAUUCAGGACCCCGCCAGCCAGAGACUGACGUGGAACAAGCCACCAAAAAGUGUCCUUGUCAUCAAGAAGAUACGAGAUGCCAGUCUGCUUGAGCCUUUCAAAGAGCUCUGCAUGUUCCUCACCGAGGUUAAAAACUUGAUUGUUUAUGUGGAAAAGAAAGUUCUUGAGGACCCAGCCAUUUCAGGCGAUGAAAACUUUGGGGCUAUUACUAAGAAAUUCUGCACUUUCAGAGAAGAUCUUGAUGACAUCUCCAAUCGCGUAGACUUCAUUAUCUGUCUUGGUGGAGAUGGGACUCUGCUGUAUGCAUCUUCGCUCUUCCAGGAGAGCGUUCCACCAGUUAUGGCCUUCCACCUGGGCUCCUUAGGCUUCUUGACACCUUUCAAAUUUGACACAUACCAGUCUCAGGUCACCCAAAUUAUUGAAGGUAAUGCUGCCAUUGUCCUGCGAAGUCGCUUGAGGGUGCGGGUGCUUAAAGAGAACUGGGAGAAGAAGGCCAGAGUGGAUGAAAAGGGCAUCAUCUUGACCAAUGGGGACAACGAAAGUAGCCGGAAAGCCAUGCAGUAUCAGGUACUGAAUGAGGUGGUGGUGGACAGAGGACCCUCCUCCUAUCUCUCCAAUGUCGACCUCUUCCUGGAUGGACACCUCAUUACCACAGUGCAGGGAGACGGCGUGAUAGUAUCUACACCUACAGGAAGUACAGCGUAUGCAGUGGCAGCAGGAGCCUCUAUGAUCCAUCCCAACGUUCCCGCCAUCAUGAUCACCCCCAUCUGCCCACACUCGCUCUCCUUCCGACCCAUUGUGGUGCCGGCCGGGGUUGAGCUGAAGAUAAUGCUGUCCCGGGAUGCCAGAAACACAGCCUGGGUGUCAUUUGAUGGAAGAAAGAGACAAGAGAUCUGCCAUGGCGACAGUAUUACCAUCACCACUUCCUGCUUCCCUGUUCCUUCCAUCUGUUUCCGGGACCCGGUCAACGACUGGUUCGAGAGCCUGGCCCAGUGUUUGCACUGGAACGUGAGAAAGAAGCAGAACUACCUCAGCUCAGAGGACGAGGAAUUCUGAGUCCGUUUCCACCAUCUAUGAGGUCUUCUCCAAGGUCUCUAGGACUCCCAAGUCUUGCUUUUAGCUUGACCGUGCUCUGUGCCAUUUUGUCUUUUAUGGAUGGGGGGGGGGGUCUCACCAAACUCUAUUCAGAAAAAUCUGUCAUGAUAAUGUUGCCAUUCAUAUGUAUUAAAAUGUUUCCAUCGAAUAAUGUGGUACAUUAACAAGCGUUGGGCCAAACAGCACCUUUGCUGUGGUCUCCAUGUUUUAUUUUGGUGGAAUCAAUGUGUGGGAAUAAGAGGUGAACUAUGAGACCCAAAAGAGUUUGAUAAAAUGAAAUAAAAAUAGCAUUAAAUAAAUAUGGCUUUUUAAAAUUAAUAAGAAUAUGAAUACUUAGAUGAUUAAACCUUAAAUCAUUAUAUAACAUGUUUUGGUGACAGUAGGGUUGUUACAGUGGUGACCUGAAAAGUGAGAUUUUAAAAUAAAUGAAACAAAUAAAAGAAAAUGGGGGAAAAAUUAUGAAAAAUACAUUUCUAAUUAUAAAAAAAAUAUCACAAUUUAUUGGAAACUUUUGGGCUCGGAAUCUGAACGAUGAGCCUAAUGAAACUCACUCAUGUUGCUCUGAGAAUUGGGUUUACACAAGUCACCUAGUAAAGUUUUACCUUUUUAUGUUGGAAGUAUGCCGCAUUAAUGGGGAUAUCAUGUCAUGUUCUAAUGUGUAAGCACGUUAAAAUGGUGGAUUUUUGAAUGGAGUUUGGCCCCACUAUUGUUCCAGGAAUGUCCCUGUGUUUUCUUUGUAUGCUGUGAAAACUGGCCUUUUAAAGUCCAAAUGCAGUUUUGUAGAAGAGGUAUUUUUUACUUUUGAAGGAAAUGCAAGGAUCUUGGACUAAAAUGCACAAGGUCAGUUGUGGAUGGCAGUUACUGCAAUACUCUUGAUGGGGGUUAUCAGGUCUGUUCAAGCACUUUUUAAUCUUUAGGAAGGAUGGCAGGGACACAUCUACUACUUAAUAUACAACAAAAGCUGGUUCUCUCAGUAGAGGUAAAGGCCACAUUGCAAUUCUCUGGAAAAUUCCCUAAAUAUCCAGUUGAAUCAAACUUUCCCGAAUUCUGUUAAUCAAAUUCCAUCAAUGGAUAAAAUGUUUUGAACAAUUUAUGAAGUGCUCCCCGGGGAAGAGCAGAUUUACAGUACAUUACUUGGCAAUAGUGGCCCAACUGUACAGACUGUGCCUUAAACACUGGUAUCAUUAAUGUAUAGAAUUAUUAUUAUUUUUCAAGGUUUACAUCAUGGUAAAUUUUUUGAAUCACACACAGAUCUGUGAUUUGUGCAUUUUCAUUGUAACCACAUGUUGACUGUUGUCUUUGCUGGCUGCAGCACAUGACACCUGAUUGACGAACUGAAUUAUGUAGUAUGCUCUAUAGUGUGUAGUCGUUGGAUGAGGUGUCAAGAAUGCAACAAGGUAAUAUUAAUUCCAGACAAAGAGACCACAGUUCAGAUGUCUUACGCAUAUUUUUUAACAUUUUAAAAUGUCCUCUAAGCCAUAACUGAACUCUGUGUAGGUUUUAUAGACCGGUGUGUGUGUGUGUGUGUGUGUGUGUGUGUGUGUGUGUGUGUGUGUGUGUGUGUGUGUGUGUGUGUGUGUGUGUGUGUGUGUGUGUGUGUGUGUGUGUGUGUGUGUGUGUGUGUGUGUGUGUGUGUGUGUGUGUGGGCUGUGUGUGAUUUAAUGGUCUCUGUGUGUAUGUUGUUGCAUUCAUUCUUAUCAGUUCGCUCCAAGUCUGUCACUGCGCAGUCUUUGCUGAAUACUUUAAUGUGGCCUAUCUUGCAUAUCUGUUCACAUAUAAUAUCUAGACGUUGUGAGUUGGCUCAACAAAUUGUGUCGGGGUGAAAAGAUGAAAAGUGAUGUCACCUGUUUUAACUCAAGUGGACCAGCUCUAAAAGGCAAUCAUUCCUUUAACUUUAAGUGUAUAUAUAUGUGAUGCUUGAAUAGGAUGUAUUUUGUAAAGUCUAUAUGUUUAUUAACCAGUUUACAAUGUAUCAUUGCUGAAAAUAAAUCUAUUUGGUACUUUUUUUACAUUA
This is a messenger RNA of Dicentrarchus labrax (European seabass), 3526 nucleotides long. It is a transcript of the gene nadka, whose product is annotated as NAD kinase a. Gene Ontology annotation, molecular function: NAD+ kinase activity. Bases 178 to 1473 code for a protein of 431 amino acids. Gene Ontology annotation, biological process: NAD+ metabolic process; NADP+ biosynthetic process. The transcript is spliced from 12 exons. The record is from RefSeq and is a predicted model, not a curated record. Lineage: Eukaryota; Metazoa; Chordata; Actinopteri; Moronidae.